Phragmites australis (common reed) is the source of this 795-nucleotide messenger RNA. RefSeq lists its product as uncharacterized. The transcript has a single exon. The record is from RefSeq and is a predicted model, not a curated record. NCBI's taxonomy places the organism in Eukaryota, Viridiplantae, Streptophyta, Magnoliopsida, Poales, Poaceae. The coding region runs from base 204 to 701 and encodes 165 amino acids.
CCGAUGGCUUGGCCACUACCGCUUCCUUUGCUCCUCUUCCUCCCCAAUUCUCCAGCGCAGCGCAGAGACACGGAGGAGCUCCGCACCCGGAGCGCGAAUUUGAAAGAGCCCCUCCGAUUCACCCUCUCCGCCUAUCGCGGUCUCUAGGGUUAGUGUUUCGUGCCCUUUUCCGCCUCCCGACGCGGCCGCAUCCAGCGCCCGCCAUGAGGGUCCACCCGGCCCCGCGGAAGCGCACCAUCGCCGUGCAGCGCUGCGCGGCCGCGGCUGGCGGGAAGAAGCUGCGGCGCCUGCCGCACAUAUUCGCGAAGGUGCUCGAGCUCCCCUUCGCGGCCGACGCGGACGUCUCCAUCGAGGAGGACGCCGCGGCGCUGCGCUUCGUGGUGGCCGCCGUCGACGGGUUCUCCCCCGCCGGCGCCCGCGCCCACGCCGUCGAGAUCCACCCGGGGGUCACCACGGUCGUCGUCCGGGACGUCUCCGUCGGGGCCGGCGGCGACGACGGCGCCGCCGCGUUCGAGCUCGACCGAUGGCGCUUCCGCCUCCCGCCCUGCACCCGACCCGCUAUGGCCACCGCGACCUACGCCGAGGGCGAGCUCGUCGUCACCGUCCCCAAGGGCGCUGUCCCUGAUGAUGCGGACGGCGACGGAGCCGCCGUCCUUGUCGGCGCCGGCGCCGAUGCCGAGAGCGUCCUCGUGCUUGUAUAGUAAAUUUAUGCCAGAACUCGACUAUUUUGCUGAUUCGCCUGUUUCUACUAAUAUUUAAUAUUUAUAUAUCAUGCGAGAUGAUGAUGAUAUGCUA